ACACGCCCGUUUGUAGAGUUUAAUUACAGUAUGUACAGUUUAAUUGCCGUACAUCAUAGUCUCUCUGUCAUGUACCAGACGAUUGAGAGUGCUGCAUUUUUCUGACGUUUUUUCUAACACAAUCUUUCUCUUUUUAGUAAGAAGCCUUUCCCUUUAAAUCUCCUCCCUGGACCACCUAGUGUAGCUCGGUUGGCAAUAAAUCGCCGAUGGUCACUGUUCGCGUCAGCGCUUCGCGAUCAGUCUCGCUGUUCCGCUUUUCUGCCCGAUCUUCCUCUUUUUCCUCACAUUUUCUCGUUCUCAGGUCAUGCAUCUGCUGUGUUUCUUUUUCCUGCUGCUAUGGACCGGUCCGGUGCGCAGUUAUUUCCCGGAGGAGCGCUGGAGCCCGGAGUCCGCGCUGCUCGCGCCGCGGGUGCUGGUCGCUCUGGUGUGCCGCAACUCGGCGCACUCUCUGCCGCACGUCCUCGGUGCCAUCGACCGCCUCAACUACCCCAAAGACCGCAUGGCUGUAUGGGUGGCCACAGAUCAUAAUUCAGACAACACCACCGCGAUCCUGCGCGAAUGGCUGACAAACGUACAGAACUUCUAUCAUUAUGUGGAGUGGAGACCUCAGGAGGAGCCCAGCGUCUAUGAAGACGAGAGUGGGUCGAAGCACUGGACCAACCUGCGAUAUGAGCAUGUGAUGAAGCUCCGUCAGGCGGCCCUCGACACGGCGCGUGAGAUGUGGGCCGACUACUUUAUGAUGGUGGACUGUGAUAACCUGCUGACUAACCGGGAUGUUUUAUGGAAGCUGAUGCGGGAGAACAAGACGAUCGCGGCACCGAUGCUGGAAUCCAGAGCGGCGUAUUCAAACUUCUGGUGCGGCAUGACGUCUCAGGGUUAUUAUAAGCGGACGCCGGCCUACAUGCCCAUCCGCAGACAGGAGCGUAAGGGCUGCUUCGCCGUUCCCAUGGUUCACUCCACCUUCCUGCUGGACCUGAGGAAGGAGGCGUCCCGUGAGCUCGCCUUCUACCCGCCUCAUCCCGACUACAGCUGGGCCUACGAUGACAUCAUCAUCUUCGCCUUCUCCGCACGGAUGGCAGAGGUUCAGAUGUACAUCUGCAACAGAGAGACUUAUGGGUAUUUCCCUGUGCCCCUGCGCUCCCAUAAUACCUUGCAGGACGAGGCGGACAGCUUUCUGCACUCGCUGAUGGAAGUUAUGGUGCGCAAUCCUCCAUCAGAGCCGUCUGUGUAUCUCUCUCUUCCUCCUAAACAGCCGGAUAAAAUGGGCUUUGAUGAGGUGUUUAUGAUAAACCUGCUGAGGCGUUCGGACCGCAGGGAGCGCAUGCUGAGGACUCUGUACGAGCAAGAGAUCGCGUGCAAAAUCAUCGCAGCUGUAGAUGGCAAGGCACUCAAUGUCAGUCAGAUCGAGGCGCUGGGGAUUGAGAUGCUGCCCGGAUACAGCGACCCGUAUCACGGCCGGCCGCUCACUAAGGGAGAGUUGGGCUGCUUCCUGUCGCACUACAACAUCUGGACUGAGAUUGUGGAUCGGGGGCUGAAGACGUCUCUGGUGAUUGAGGACGAUCUGCGCUUUGAGGUUUUCUUUAAGCGUCGUUUGCAGAAUCUGAUGGAUGAGAUCGCAUCUCAGCGGCUGGACUGGGACUUGAUUUAUAUCGGCCGGAAGCGGAUGCAGGUGGACCGACCGGAGAAAUCUGUGCCCAGAAUCCACAACCUGGUGGAGGCAGAUUAUUCGUACUGGACGUUGGGAUACGCGAUCUCGCUACGCGGCGCUCAGAAGCUGCUGCGGGCUGAACCGCUCAAAAAGAUGCUGCCCGUGGACGAGUUUUUGCCCGUCAUGUACAACAAACACCCUGUUGAGGACUACAUGUCUCACUUCGAGCGGCGGGAUCUGCGUGCGUUUUCGGCCGAACCGCUGCUGGUUUACCCCACGCACUACACGGGCGACCCGGGCUACAUCAGCGACACCGAGACCUCCACCGUCUGGGACAACGAGACGGUCCACACCGACUGGGACCGGGCGCGAUCGCGCAAGAGCAGCGAGCAAGAGGAGCUGAGCAGCGAGGCGCAAAACUCAGACGUGCUGCAGUCGCCGCUGGACAGCACGGCCCGCGACGAGCUCUAGGAGCCGAAAACGCUCCCGAGAAACCUUUACAAUCACAUCGUCCAGGGCUGAGGAGGAUGUUUUGCGGGUCAGAACUGAGAGCACAGUUCACAGAGCCAUCAGCGAUCAAAUUCACUUUACCACAUACUUUAGAUGAGAUGAUCAUCUCUGGUUUUCCUGAAAUGCUUGACUGGAUGCGGGAACAGUAAAUAUGAUCCUAGUUAUAUGCAAUAUCUUGAUCUUAUGUGUUUGAAUGAAAAUCUCAAGGACAAUCGAGAUGAUUUGACAUUACUGACGUGUUCAUUUUAACAACCUCCAUAGAUGGUUUGGUUUUUGAUAGUUUUAACCUGAUCUGAUGGGUCUAGUUUAACGCUUGUCAGGAGUCCUGGCCGAUCCGUUGCGCUUUGUGAUUUUUAACAUUUUAUUCCUUUAUUAUUUCACUUUGAGUGUUGACUUUAACUUUGUAAGUAAGGCUGUUUGUUAAGGUCAGAAUGAGAUUGGCAUGUUUUUAUCUCAUAGUCUGCUUGCAGAUGACUAAUUUAUUGCUUGUUCAGCUUGUUUGUAGUGCUCGAUGUCAGAGCCAACGGAUCCGUUACCCGUUAUGUGAACCGCACAGAAGUGUUUUACCUUUUGUUUUUAUUUUCUCUAUUUCUUCAGUUGCCUUAAGAGAUUUGUAUGGAAGAAUAGAAGCCAAUUAAAACAAAUCCAUUUCAAAGCUAGCAAAGGAAUGCUUGUGUGGCAAACUAAUGUUUACAUGAUGCUUAAUGCGCUAACUCAAGAAAUGGAUGUUAUAAAAUUUAGUAAAAUGAGUUAAGUGAAUUCAAUUUUGUUUGUUUGUUGUUAAAUGUAUCAAUCAUUUGUUUCAUCCUGAAUGUGCCUUUUUAUACCAAAGAAUAAAGAAUGUUUCAUAAAUUCUGAUGCCGUAGACCCAGUCUGAUUUUAAGAGGAGUCUGCUGUGAUAUAUUAAUGCAGCGAAUGGGUGCUGUCAGAAUGAGAGACCAAACAGCUGAUAAAAACAUCACAGUAAUUGACAAGUAAUCCACAACACUCCAGUCCAUUGGUUAACAUCUUGAGAAGCCAAAAGCUGUGUGUUGUAAUAAACAAAUCCAUUAUUAAGAUGUUUUUAAAAUGUCUCUCACAUUAAAAUCCAGCGACAGAGCUGUGUUGGCUUGUAAAUGGU
Molecule: messenger RNA, 3278 nt
Organism: Labeo rohita (rohu)
Lineage: Eukaryota; Metazoa; Chordata; Actinopteri; Cypriniformes; Cyprinidae
Gene: colgalt1b
Product: collagen beta(1-O)galactosyltransferase 1b
Exons: 12
Coding region: 305-2119 (604 amino acids)
Molecular function (GO): procollagen galactosyltransferase activity
Source: RefSeq, a predicted model, not a curated record